AAACCCGGAAACGAAACGAAAGUAAACAGAAAAUGACUUCUAAGAGUCGUGGCCAGAUGUGCUGUGUAUAUGCAUGUAGCAACUGUAGAUAUGACAAAGAAAACAAUCUAACAGGUGUUCACUUUUUCAACAUACCAAAGCGUGUGAUUGAAGAAAAAAAGUAUCGAGACAGAUGGUGCAAUUUGAUUAAAAGGCAAGAUGGUAGGGAUGGCUUCAAGUUGACUCCAAGGACAGUUAUAUGUCAUGAACAUUUUAAAGAGAAUGAUAUAAAAAUUGCUCUGAACAGUAAGCGAUGGUGUUUGAAGCCCGAUGUUGAGCCAUCAGUGUUUGACUGGUCAAAGAUUUGUACCCGCAAACCUCCUAAAGAGCGGUUUCCACUUUCACCACUUAAAUCCUUGGAGGAAGAAGAGACUUACAUUGCCACACCUUUACCAAACUAUAAUAUGUUCAAGUCUGAUGCUGAAGAGGAAUCUGAAUUUUAUAUCGGUACAGCAGACAAGGCUUGCCAAACUGAUCCUUUUGAAAUCAUACCUCAUGAAACCAGUUGUAUAGGGACUUCAGUUGAUGACUUAGACCAUAGUUACUCAACACCUAUCAAGGGUGUUUCUGAAUUAGAAAUGUUACAGAAACAGAUCAAUAACUUAAUUAAAAAGUGUGACCAGCUUCAAUGUGUCAUAAGUGAUCUGAACAAUGUUAUCACUGAUUUUGAAGCAAAUAGAUUUUCCCUAGACAAAAUUUGUGAUGACAAACAUGCCGUUAUGUUCUAUACAGGUUUUCCUAAUAUUGAAACAUUUAAUGCAUUUUAUGAAUAUAUAAAGACUAAAAGUGAGCGUUUGAAUUACUGGCGGGGACGUUGCGAGGUUGGUGAGGAGGUACCAAAAUAUCAGACGGCCAAUAUCAGUAGGCCAGGGAAAAAAAGAACUUUUUCAACAAAAGAGGAACUUUUUAUGGUGUUAGUGAGACUCAAAGUUGGAUUAUUUGUAAGGGACAUUUCUGAACGGUUUGGAAUUUCACAAGGAUAUUUUUCAAAGAUAUUUACAACAUGGAUCAAUUUUCUCCAUCAUGAACUCCCAUUGUUGUUUCCCUUUCCAUCACAGAAGUUAAUACGCCAAAAUAUCCCCUUAGAAUUGCCCAAUACCCAACAACAAGAAUUAUUCUAGACUGCAC
Molecule: messenger RNA, 1167 nt
Organism: Ruditapes philippinarum (Manila clam)
Lineage: Eukaryota; Metazoa; Mollusca; Bivalvia; Venerida; Veneridae
Exons: 3
Coding region: 33-1160 (375 amino acids)
Source: RefSeq, a predicted model, not a curated record